ACAAGGAAAUCUUAAAGAUGUGAACGACAUCUAAAAUUGUAAGUGUUGUCAUUUAAUGAAUGCAAGAUCCUGAGAAUAAAACAAUAUUGAACGUUUGGAAUAAUUGAUAAUUGACAACAUUUUAGGGAUAAGACAGGAGAUCCUUUGAAAAAAACUGUUUCUUACGUAUGAUGUCUGAUACCAACAGCAAUGCAAGUGUGUCUUCUGCACGCACACGAGUAACAAAUAGAAAAAAACAAGUGGACAAACUUCCUGGAGUGGAAGCUUACCUACGGAGACGGGGAUCAACGAACCAAAUAUUUGCACCUAGCGACUUAAAUAACUUAGAACAGUACGUCAACAAGAGGCGUCGUUCAUCAGUUGGACUUCUUCAGCUUGGAGAAAAGGAAAACAUUUUUCGUGAAAGUUCUAGUAAAAGUUUAGGACGACGACAGUCAUCUGGGUCUUUCUGGGAACAGACAGAUGGACAGAAGGUACAAGAAGAAUAUACGCCUAAGAAAAAGACUAAAGCUAGACACAACCUUUUAGACAAAAAAUCUCUUUAUUCUAUUACUCAAGAAAAUAUUGCCGGGAAAGAUAUGCAAUUCCGUGACAAGCCGACUAUCGGCGACAGGUUUAUUUCAACCAACAAUAUCGAGCAAAAGUUGGAAAGAGAAUAUAUUUUAAAGACGCACCUCCGUGAAAAUAAUCAGACCAAAUUUGAAAACGUUAUUAUGAGGCAUUUUUAUAAAGCUCCGACACCGAAAACGCAUCCAGGAUAUGGGAUGCCACGCCCAGACACCAGGGAAGACAUAGUUGAAAUGAGCGAUACACAAGAAGGCCCAAGUUUAAUCAAAGUUAACUCAUACCCGUCUCUUUCAAACCCCCAAAAAUGUCAAAAGGGCCAUGACUUUUGUGAAGUUCUUGGUCCGGCAUCCUGUUCAACGUGUAUUGAGACUACAAACAGAUAUAUAUCUGACGAACUUCAAAGAAUCAUGCACCCAACGAUAGACAUGAACAGAGACAAAUUAAUAAAACCAAAGCUUUCUAAAGUUAUGAAAAAUGGACAUAUGUUUCAAGUUCGAAAGAAAAACAUGGAUGAUCUCGACUAUCCGGAAGAGUUCGCAAUGUCAUUAAGGCGACAAGAAACUCAAUUAAGUCAAUUAACUAAAAGUGCUGUUGCUCGGUUAAUGACAAGUAGGUCUGGCUACAAAAAGCGAAGUUCCCAUACUAGACGUAAAGCCGUCUCUGGAAUCUUACCAAGAAGCCUUAAACCAUUAGAAUAAUAACAAAUUUCAAAAUAUGUGUUCUAUUUUCACCAAUUAUAAAACAACUAUUGAAACACCAUACAAGAUUACACAAGGAGGGACAAAGAAAAGACAGAUAAUACGCGUCCGUCUAUUGUGAUCUCAAUGUUUUUAAUACUAACAAAGACUUAACAUUGCAUGAUAACUUAAUGAAUUAUAGAUUCACACACACCAAAUAUUG
This is a messenger RNA of Mytilus trossulus (common blue mussel), 1467 nucleotides long. RefSeq lists its product as uncharacterized. NCBI's taxonomy places the organism in Eukaryota, Metazoa, Mollusca, Bivalvia, Mytilida, Mytilidae. The record is from RefSeq and is a predicted model, not a curated record. The transcript is spliced from 3 exons. The coding region runs from base 168 to 1265 and encodes 365 amino acids.